Phacochoerus africanus (Common warthog) is the source of this 2040-nucleotide messenger RNA. RefSeq names its product calcium voltage-gated channel auxiliary subunit gamma 7 (gene CACNG7). NCBI's taxonomy places the organism in Eukaryota, Metazoa, Chordata, Mammalia, Artiodactyla, Suidae. The transcript is spliced from 5 exons. The coding region runs from base 85 to 912 and encodes 275 amino acids. Gene Ontology annotation, cellular component: AMPA glutamate receptor complex; postsynaptic density membrane. The record is from RefSeq and is a predicted model, not a curated record. Gene Ontology annotation, molecular function: voltage-gated calcium channel activity; channel regulator activity. Gene Ontology annotation, biological process: positive regulation of synaptic transmission, glutamatergic; postsynaptic neurotransmitter receptor diffusion trapping; transmission of nerve impulse.
UGGGGGACUCUAGUGGUCCCAUCAGGGCUCUCCACCGGGGCUUCGUGUCCCUCAGGCCCCCCAGGGCGCCCCCCGCCACUGAGGAUGAGUCACUGCAGUAGCCGCGCCCUGACCCUGCUGAGCAGCGUGUUUGGUGCGUGCGGCCUGCUGCUGGUGGGCAUCGCCGUCAGCACGGACUACUGGCUGUACAUGGAGGAGGGAACCGUGUUGCCGCAGAACCAGACCACGGAGGUCAAGAUGGCACUGCACGCCGGCCUAUGGCGAGUCUGCUUCUUCGCAGGCCGAGAAAAGGGUCGCUGCGUGGCCUCAGAAUAUUUCCUUGAACCGGAGAUCAACUUGGUGACGGAAAACACGGAGAAUAUUCUGAAGACAGUGCGCACAGCCACCCCCUUCCCCAUGGUCAGCCUCUUCCUCGUGUUCACCGCCUUCGUCAUCAGCAACAUCGGCCACAUCCGCCCACAGAGGACCAUUCUGGCCUUCGUUUCUGGCAUCUUCUUCAUCCUAUCGGGCCUCUCCUUGGUGGUGGGCUUGGUUCUUUACAUUUCCAGCAUCAACGACGAGGUCAUGAACAGGCCCAGCAGCUCUGAGCAGUAUUUCCACUAUCGCUACGGGUGGUCUUUUGCCUUCGCUGCGUCCUCCUUCCUGCUCAAAGAGGGAGCCGGCGUGAUGUCUGUGUACUUGUUCACCAAGCGCUACGCCGAGGAGGAGAUGUACCGUCCGCACCCCGCCUUCUACCGCCCGCGUCUCAGCGACUGCUCCGACUACUCGGGCCAGUUUCUGCAGCCGGAGGCGUGGCGCCGCGGCCGCAGCCCCUCCGACAUCUCUAGCGACGUAUCCAUCCAGAUGACGCAGAACUACCCACCCGCCAUCAAGUACCCCGACCACCUGCACAUUUCCACUUCGCCCUGCUGAGGCCCCGGCCCUCCAAGAGCCCCUCUUCCUCCUCCUCCUCCUCCUCUUCUUCCUCCUCACGGGUCUCCCCGCAACGCAGCUCUAGCUCAAGCCCUCGGGACGCCUGGUUCCCCCCCAGAGGAUGCCGUGCGCGCGUUAGCCCCGCCCCGUCUCCAAAACCCCUCCUUCUUUCCAAUGGCCCCUCCCCUUUUCCUGACCCUAACACGUCAGUGGUCCCUUCCACCUCCAGACGGCUCCUCCUCCUCCUAAAUGACCCGCCCCUUUUCCUCAGGCCACGCCCCUCCCAGCCAAUUACAGGCUCCCAGGUUCUGCUUUGUUCGCGGAGCGGCAGAGCGCGCCCACCUCCGCGGACCCCCAACCUUCCCUCUCGCUGCAGGGGCUCCGGGCUGGAGAGUAGGUUCCGGCAGCCGCCAGGAAUGCCAAACAUCCUCUUCUCCCCUCUGCCCCCAAAUCUCUUUCCGGGCCCAGUCUCACCUCCGGACCUUCGGGGUCGUCGGGUGCAGUGGGGGUCGCUCCUUGCUCCGUCCACAGCUCCGGAGUGGGCUGGGGGGCUGGAGGCCGUGUGUAUGGUUAAUCCUCCCCCCCCACACACACACUUGCGAGACCCCUUCUUUCUCACCUGCUCGACUCUUCUCGGCCUUCUGAAGGUUACUUGCCUUUUCGAGGACAGAAAAUCUUGAACGGAUUUUCUUGCUGGCUGUCCUUGGCUUCUUUGCCUUCCUCUUCCUCCUCUGCCUCCCUCCCCCCGCCCCACCUGCUCAUCCGUAGUCCCUAGAUGCACCCAGCCCCACACACCACACGACAAGAAUGGAGACCCUAGGGUGGAGGGAAUUCCUCCACGCCGUUUCCACGCCUGUGCCCGCCUCUUCCCCCUCGAGGCCCCGUCGGGGGAGGGAGAGGUAGUAGCGGGGGUCGACACCCCCCCAACCUCGAAGUCUUCCAUUUUCUGGCACCCCCCCUCAUUGAAGUCCCCCUUCCCAUCUCAGACCCCCAACUCUGGCCUCUUCCAAGGGUCCGUCCGCCCCCUUGGACAGAUUGGGGGUGUGGGUCUCCAGAAACACACCCACCCCCCCCCUUAUUAGGGGAGGAGGGGCGAGGUAGCACAGUGUUGUACACGGAACCAGAAAG